Oenanthe melanoleuca is the source of this 3889-nucleotide messenger RNA. It is a transcript of the gene VWA5B1, whose product is annotated as von Willebrand factor A domain containing 5B1. The transcript has 22 exons. Lineage: Eukaryota; Metazoa; Chordata; Aves; Passeriformes; Muscicapidae. The record is from RefSeq and is a predicted model, not a curated record. The coding region runs from base 16 to 3864 and encodes 1282 amino acids.
CCAGAGCCCAGGAAGAUGCCAGGGCUGGUGAACUGGGCCACCCUGUCCCGGCUGCCCCUCCUUGCGUCCGAGGUGACAUCCUGUGUCAGCGGCUAUGCCUUUGGGAUGACAGCCCUGCUCACCUACCACAACCCAGACCCCCAGGCUUUGGAAGGUCUCUUUGUGUACCCCUUGGACGAGGGCACGACUGUGGUGGGCUUCGAGGCGGCCGUGUCCCAGCGCACCGUGACAGUGCAGAUCAAAGACAAAGCCAAGAUGGAUGGCACCUACUUCAACAGCUGCAGCCUCCCCCCUGGAAAAGCUGGUGAUGGAAGUGGAAGGAUUAUGAUGGAUGAGGACCUGGAGAGGAUUGUUUUUGUGGCCAACCUGGGCAUGAUUCCUCCCCUGGAAAGUGUCUCCAUCUUCAUCAGCACCUCUUCUGAGCUGCAGACACUGCCCAGCGGGGUGGUGAGGGUCCUUCUGCCAGCUGUGUGUGUCCCCAGGGUCCCCCAGCCCAGCCUGGAGAGCACCAGCAGCUUUUCCAGCCACCAGCCCCGACCGGACAAACACCUCUGCGGCUCGGGGAGCAGGUUCUGCCUGGCUCAGCUGCUGGACAGUGAGGCCACCAACCCCUUUGAGUACGAGUUCAGCUUCCAGCUGGAGAUCCGGGGGCCCUGCUUGCUGGCAGGAGUUGAGAGCCCCACACACGAGAUCCGAGCAGACGCCGACCCCUCGGCUCGCUCAGCCAAGAGCGUCGUGAUCACGCUGGCCAACAAACACACCUUCGACAGGCCCGUGGAGAUCCUCAUCCACCCGAGUGAGCCCCACAUGCCCCAUGUCUUAAUGGAAAAGGGUGACAUGACCCCUGCAGAGUACGAACGACACCUGAAGGGGAAGAACGAUUUCAUUAAAGGCACUAAGAAAGACCCCAGUGCCAAGAAAAAGAUGGAAAUCAUCAGGAAGCGACUGAACAAGGACAUCCCCCACCACCCUGUCAUCAUGCUCAACUUCUGCCCUGACUUGAGGACUGUGCAGCCAGGCCUCAGGAAAGCCCAGGGAGAGUUUAUCUUCCUGGUAGACCGCAGCAGGAGCAUGAGUGGUGUGAACAUCAGCCGUGCCAAGGAUGCCCUGUUGGUCAUUCUCAAGAGCCUGAUGCCAGCGUGUCUCUUCAACAUCAUUGGCUUUGGAUCCACCUUCAAGAGCCUCUUUCCUGUCAGCCAGGCCUAUUGUGAGGAGAGCCUGGCCAUGGCCUGCCAGAGCAUCAGGAGGAUCCAGGCUGACAUGGGCAGCACCAACCUCCUGUCCCCCCUGAAGUGGAUCCUGCGGCAGCCGCUGCAGAGGGGCCACCCCCGGCUGCUGUUCGUGCUGACAGCCGGGGCCAGCGCCCACGCCGGGAGGGCUCUGCAGCUGCUGCGGGGCCACGGCUGCUCCACCAGGUGCUACAGCUUUGGCAUCGGGCCCAACGCCUGCAGGAGGCUGGUCCAGGGUCUGGCUGCUGUGUCCAGGGGCAGCUCUGAGUUCCUGGCAGAGGGAGAGAGGCUGCAGCCCAAGAUGAUCAGGGCUCUGAAGAAGGCGAUGGCGCCGGUCCUGAGCGACGUGUCCGUGGAGUGGGUGUUUCCUGAGAGCACCGAGGUCUUGGUGUCCCCUGUCAGCAGCAGCUGCCUGUUCCCUGGUGACCGUCUGCUCAGCUACAGUGUCAUCUGUGACACCUCCCUGUACCUCUCCAACCCCAGAUCUGACAAGCGGCGGCGGUACAGCAUGAUGCACUCCCAGGAGUCGGGCAGCUCUGUUUUCUUUCACUCCCAGGAGGAGGGAGCAGGCUCAGAGAGCUGGAACCACUGCAGAGACUCGGAGGGCUCCUGCCCCAGCAGCCUGGGCGUGGGCAGAGACCCUGGGGCAGAGUCAGACACGGACACGGGAAUGGAUGUGAAGGCUGUGUCCAGGAGAAGGGCAUACAGCACCACCCAAAUCUCUGACCAGGAGCCUCGCAGGAAGGUGCCCACAGCCAGCGAUCCUGGCACUGCCCUGGUGAAAAACCCCCUCCGAAAAACCCACCUGCAGGACCUGCAGCAGCUCAGCCCCGAGCCCUGGCAGCUGCAUGUCCAGCCCCUCCCGCCCAGCGCUGGCUCCAGGAUCCGCGGCUCAGGCGCCCGGCACAGCUGUGUGUCCUUCUGCCACGACCCCAGCUCCCCAGCCCUGCCCGGGGGGCUGCAGCACACCCCUCCCGGGGGGAUGGAGGCGUUCUCUGGCAUCCCGAGCCUGCGCUCCUCGUCGGACAGCCGGAGCCCCGGGGAGCCGGAGUCUGCCCAGCAUCCAUCCCUCACCUUUGAGACAGAGACCUCCUCCGACUGGGAGCCCCAGGACCCGGACACCAGCGCUGCCUGUGGCUCCCCACGCUGCCCCAGGACCCUCUGCAAGGCGGUGGUGAAGGGGCUGAGGAACAACGAGCCCGUGCAGUGGGAAGUCACGUUUGAUAUCCACCCUCUGUUCCGAGAGCGGGACAGCCAGGAGGAGGGUGACACAGACCUGUGGAGUGAGACCUUCCACCACCUGGCAGCCAAGUCACUCAUCCAGGAUUUCGAGCAGCUCGCUGAGAGGGAGUGUGAAAUCGAGCAUGGGUCUGGGCGGCGGUUCCAGCUCAGCGCUGUGCACACCAGCAAGGCCUGCAACAUCAUCAGCAAGUACACAGUGUUCGUGCCUGUGGAGCUGAGCACCAGCUCCUACCUGCCCACCCUGCUCCAGUACACACACACAGGGGCAACAUCCAAGCAAGGCAACCAGAGGAAAGAGAAGAGUUCAGGAACCAGAAGGCAUCGUGGCUGCUCCCCUGGACGUCCUCAGUCAGUGUGUGGCCAGAAUGGAGAUUAUGGAUUUUACAGCAUGAAUGCUGAGGAGAGCAGCCCCUCACCCUCCAGCACCCUGUCCUCAUCCUGGGGCUGCCGAGCCCCUGAAGGGCCAUUCCACAGCCUGUCUGCUUCCUCUGCACAAGCCCAAAAAUCCAUUGAGAGGCUCUUUGCUGCCAGGCUGACCCUCAACAAAACCAUGCUGCUGGUUCGAGCUGCCAAAGGCUUCAUGAGUAAAUCUCCAGGCAGAGGGAGUGAAGCCAGCUCUGAGGGUGACAAUGAGAGCAUGGACUACCUUCCCCUGGUGUCCCUGCAGCUGGCCUGCGGUGCCUUCCUUCUGAAUUCAGCCUUCUGUGAUGCCAUCAACAUCCCCAUGGAGAAGCUGAAGUGGACAUCACCCUUCUCCUGCCACCGCCUGUCCCUCAGCCCCUCGGGCUCCUACAGCACCAAGAGCAAUCCCUCCUUGGAGCACAAAGUCCUGAGCUCCAGCCAGCAGCUGCUGGACCCCAGUGGGCAGGGGAAGGCUCCCAGCCCUGCAGACACGGCUCGGGGAGCAGGGAAUAAUCCCAGCCCGGCAGACACGGCAGUGCUGGAGGACAGCGGCCGCCUCCGGCACCUGUCGGGCAGCACAGCCGAGAGCAUCUCCCGAGCCCCGGCAGCCGAGAAGGAGCUGUCCCCUCCUGCCAUCACCAUCCGCAGCUUCUCCUCCCCUCCCGUCCCCGGCGGUGCCCGGGGCUGCGGCACCGGCGGCUCCGAGCUCCGGGCUCUGCCCUGGGAUGCGGAGCCGCAGCCCGAGCCCGAGGGGAUGCUCUGGGCCACGGCGGUGGCGCUGGCCUGGCUGGAGCACAGCUCAGCGUCCUUCUUCAUCGAGUGGGAGCUGGUGGCGGCCAAAGCCAGCCUGUGGCUGAGCGGGCAGCGCUUCCCGGCGGGAUCCAGCCUGGCCGCGGUGAGAGCUGCAGCCCAGCAGCUCUUCGUGCUGCUCCGGCACUGGGAUGAAAACCUGGAGUUCAACCUGCUGUGCUACAACCCGGGCAGUGUGUAAGAGGAGGAGGAGGGAGGCUUGGGCA